AUGGAUGCUGUAAACCAAACAAGAGUAACUGAAUUUGUCUUCUUGGGACUCACAGACAACUGGGUGCUUGAGCUUCUGUUUUUCGUUACCUUCUCAAUUACUUACACACUAACGCUUCUGGGGAACAUUCUUAUUGUGGUUACCAUAGUUUUUACCCCACGCCUCCACACGCCCAUGUAUUUCUUCCUGAGCAACCUCUCCUUGAUUGACAUCUGCCACUCAUCUGUCACUGUGCCCAAGAUGCUGGAGGGUUUCCUUUUGGAGAGAAAGACCAUUUCCUUCGACAACUGCAUUGCACAGCUCUUCUUCCUGCACCUGUUUGCCUGUGCCGAGAUCUUUCUGCUGACUAUCAUGGCCUAUGACCGCUACGUCGCCAUCUGUACCCCGUUACACUAUGCCAUUGUGAUGAACAUGAAGAUUUGCGUCCGGCUUGUCUUUGCUCUCUGGCUGGGCGGGACCAUCCACUCACUGGCACAGACCUUCUUGACCAUUCGCCUGCCUUAUUGUGGCCCCAAUGUCAUCGAUAGUUACUUCUGCGAUGUGCCUCCUGUCAUCAAGCUGGCCUGCACAGACACAUACCUCACAGGAAUGCUGAUCGUAUCUAACAGUGGUACCAUCUCUCUCACCUGUUUCCUGGCUUUGGUCACCUCCUACACAAUCAUCCUAGUUUCUCUUCGAAAACAGUCUGCUGAAGGCCGCCGGAAAGCCUGGGCUACCUGCUCAGCCCACUUCAUGGUGGUGGCUUUCUUCUUCGGACCCUGUAUCUUCCUCUACUCUCGGCCAGACACCAGCUUCUCCAUCGACAAGGUGGUCUCUGUCUUCUACACGGUGGUCACCCCUUUGCUGAACCCCCUUAUUUACACUUUGAGGAAUGAGGAGGUAAAAAGUGCUAUGAAGCAGCUCAGAGAGAGACAAGUUGUUUUCGUAAAAUCAUGUACUUAA
Erinaceus europaeus (western European hedgehog) is the source of this 942-nucleotide messenger RNA. RefSeq names its product olfactory receptor 4E2. Gene Ontology annotation, molecular function: olfactory receptor activity; G protein-coupled receptor activity. Gene Ontology annotation, cellular component: membrane. Gene Ontology annotation, biological process: G protein-coupled receptor signaling pathway. The coding region runs from base 1 to 942 and encodes 313 amino acids. NCBI's taxonomy places the organism in Eukaryota, Metazoa, Chordata, Mammalia, Eulipotyphla, Erinaceidae. The record is from RefSeq and is a predicted model, not a curated record. The transcript has a single exon.